AUGAAUCCUGAUCAUGUGAACAAGUCUCAUGGCUCAUCUUUUACUGCCAAACAGCAAGCACUUGAUGCCAAACGAUUAAAGGAAGGAUAUAAUAUCUUCACUGAUCAGGCCUAUGUUCUAUGGCUAAAACUGCACCAUCCUGAUUUUAUUCCAGAAUCUGCCUCUAUUUUAAGUUGUCUUGAUGUUAGUCCUCUAGAAGAACUAAAUUGUGAAUCAGGAAAGAAUAUGGAUGUUCUUGCACCUGUAGAUGAUGGUCAUGGAGGUCCUCCACCACCACUAACACCAGUUGCAGCCAGUGGAGGUCAUGGAGAUCCUCCACCACCACCACCAGGACAUGAUGCUGGUGGUCAUGGUCCUCCACCACCACCACCACCAGUCACACCGGUUGUAGCCGGCGGCAAUGGAGGUCCUCCACCACCACCACCAGUUCCAGCACCUGCAGGCCAUGGAGGUCCUCCACCGCCAGUUGCUGGUGGUCUUGGAGGUCCUCCAAUACCACCACCACCACCAGUUGCUGUUGCUAUUGGUCUUGGAGGUCCUCCACCACCACCAGUUGCUGGUGGUGACGGAGGUCCACCACCACCACCAUUGGCUGGUGGUUUCAGAGGUGCUCCACCACCUCAUGCACCUGUAGCCAUAGGUCCUCUGCAGCAGCAGAGGCUGCUCAUCCUGAGGCAACUCAGGAGCCUCAAUAGGCAAAUCAUAAGUACAUGA
Molecule: messenger RNA, 714 nt
Organism: Amphimedon queenslandica
Lineage: Eukaryota; Metazoa; Porifera; Demospongiae; Haplosclerida; Niphatidae
Product: formin-like protein 20
Exons: 5
Coding region: 1-714 (237 amino acids)
Source: RefSeq, a predicted model, not a curated record